This is a messenger RNA of Equus quagga, 930 nucleotides long. RefSeq names its product olfactory receptor 4A47-like. The record is from RefSeq and is a predicted model, not a curated record. Gene Ontology annotation, biological process: G protein-coupled receptor signaling pathway. The transcript has a single exon. Gene Ontology annotation, cellular component: membrane. Gene Ontology annotation, molecular function: G protein-coupled receptor activity; olfactory receptor activity. NCBI's taxonomy places the organism in Eukaryota, Metazoa, Chordata, Mammalia, Perissodactyla, Equidae. Bases 1 to 930 code for a protein of 309 amino acids.
AUGGAACCAAGGAACAAUGUGUCUUACUUUGUCCUCUUGGGUCUCACGCAGAAUCCAAAGGAGCAGACAGUUCUUUUUUUUAUGUUCUUGCUCUUCUAUAUUUUGACCAUGAUAGGCAACAUGCUCAUUGUUGUGACUGUAACUUUCAGUAAGAGCCUGGGCUCACCAAUGUACUUUUUUCUUGGUAGCUUGUCAUUUAUGGAUGUCAUUUAUUCCUCAUCUAUAUCCCCCAAACUGAUUUCAAACUUGUUCUUUGGGGAAAAUACCAUAUCCUUCCAAUCUUGUAUGGCUCAGCUCUUCACAGAGCACUUUUUUGGUGGAUCAGAGGUCUUUCUUCUGCUGGCGAUGGCCUAUGACCGCUAUGUGACCAUCUGUAAGACUUUGCAUUAUUUGGUUAUCAUGAGGCAAUGGGCGUGCAUUGCACUGCUGGUAGUCUCCUGGAUUGGAGGUUUUCUGCACUCAGUAAUUCAACUUAGCACUAUUUAUGGGCUCCCAUUCUGUGGCCCCAAUGUCAUUGAUAAUUUUUUCUGUGACAUGUACCCCUUAUUGAAACUCAUCUGUACUGACACCUAUGUCAUUGGAUUCUUAGUUGCGGCCAAUGGUGGAUUGAUCUGUACUAUUGUAUUUCUCCUCUUACUCAUCUCUUAUGGUGUCAUCUUGCACUCUUUGAAGAAUUUAAGUCAGGAAAGGAAGUGGAAAGCCCUCCAGACCUGUGGUUCCCAUAUCACUGUGGUUGUCUUCUUCUUUGUUCCCUGUAUUUUCAUGUAUAUGAGACCUGCUAAGACCUUUCCCAUUGACAAAUUACUGAGUGUGUUUUACACAGUCAUAACCCCCAUGCUGAACCCAUUAAUCUACACUCUGAGAAAUUCAGAAAUGACUAAUGCUAUGAAGAAGCUCUUGAGAAGAAAUGUCAUAUCCUGUGGUAAAUAA